AUGGAUUCUCUAAAACAUCAUAAAGUUCUCUUCAUCAUGGUGAUUAUGUUCAUGAGUGCAACCAUGUCCCGGGCCAAAAAGACGACAGUGGUGAUUCAUAAUGAUCUUGGAAGUGGAUUAUCGUUAGGCUAUCACUGUAAAUCCGGUGACAACGAUCUUGGAUAUGGGCGUUUGGGAGUAGGUGGAUCAUGGUUCUUUCGCUUUAAACCUGAUAUAUUUGGUCGUACUUUAUUCUUUUGCAGAUUUAGUUUGGGAAACGAAUCACAUUAUUUCGAUAUAUAUAAGCAAAAAAGAGAUAGAGAAUUUGAGAAGUUUGGAUGCACUUACUGUGAGUGGAAGAUUCGUAAGAAUGGUCCUUGCAAGCUUAACAAGAUCACUAACAAGUUUGAUGUCUGUCUUCCUUGGAAAUCUUAG
Messenger RNA from Raphanus sativus (radish), 414 nucleotides. Its product is annotated as S-protein homolog 2-like. The record is from RefSeq and is a predicted model, not a curated record. Lineage: Eukaryota; Viridiplantae; Streptophyta; Magnoliopsida; Brassicales; Brassicaceae. The transcript has a single exon. The coding region runs from base 1 to 414 and encodes 137 amino acids.